Molecule: messenger RNA, 1000 nt
Organism: Myotis myotis
Lineage: Eukaryota; Metazoa; Chordata; Mammalia; Chiroptera; Vespertilionidae
Gene: GPX2
Product: glutathione peroxidase 2
Exons: 2
Biological process (GO): response to oxidative stress
Molecular function (GO): glutathione peroxidase activity
Source: RefSeq, a predicted model, not a curated record
UUCCUGCCCUUCCAGGCUCCUCCUCCUCCCCACCCCUUUAAUAGAUCCUUAAGUGGGCUCCCGCCACCUGCCAGGCUCACCCUGCACCUUCACCAUGGCGUUCAUUGCCAAGUCGUUCUACGACCUCAGUGCUAUCAGCCUGGAUGGGGAGAAGAUAGAUUUCAAUACAUUCCGAGGCAGGGCAGUGCUGAUUGAGAACGUAGCAUCGCUCUGAGGCACAACCACUCGGGACUACACCCAGCUCAACGAGCUGCAAUGCCGCUUUCCCAGGCGCCUGGUGGUUCUUGGCUUCCCUUGCAAUCAAUUUGGACAUCAGGAGAACUGUCAGAAUGAGGAGAUCCUGAACAGUCUCAAGUACGUCCGCCCUGGGGGUGGAUUCCAGCCCACCUUCACCCUUGCCCAGAAGUGUGAUGUGAAUGGUCAGAAUGAGCAUCCUGUCUUCGCCUACCUGAAGGACAAGCUCCCCUACCCCUAUGAUGACCCAUUUUCUCUCAUGACCGAUCCCAAGUACAUCAUUUGGAGCCCAGUGCGCCGCUCAGAUGUGUCCUGGAACUUUGAGAAGUUCCUUAUCGGGCCGGAGGGGGAGCCUUUCCGGCGCUACAGCCGCACCUUCCAAACCGUCAACAUCGAGCCGGACAUCAAGCGUCUCCUCAAAGUUGCCAUAUAGACGCGGGCUGCUCAGCACACAGAUCUCCUACUCCAUCCAGCCCCUGAGUAUCUCUCCUUAGGAUUCAGAGUGUCCUCGGGAGACACUGCUGGACCUGAGCUGCCCCCUGAGAUCGUUCUCCUUCCUCAAAGAGCCUUGCCUUUCCUAUCAGCCUGUUUCUCUCCCAACCUUCUGGUUGGUGAUUCAACUUGGCCUCCAAGACGUAGGCGAGCUCUGGGCCUUCACAGAAUGAUGGCACCGUCCUCAACCUGUAUGGGCGGGGUCUGAGACAUGUGAAGAGCCCGUGCCAGCCUGCUAGCCGAGUCCAAUAAAUGGCAGGUGUGGAAAUGGCCA